GUGUGUUGUGACGUCAGAAAGGGGCCCCUUACAUAAUGAUCACUGCGCCGGGUGGGGCGCGCAGAAGGUUCUGGUAGUCGGAGCGGUUGGUGGGAAAGUUAUAGGUGACGCGCGUGUAGAGGUUGUGGUCGCUGGGGUUAUUGUUUUGCCAUGGCCCGUGGGAACCAGCGUGAACUUGCCCGCCAGAAAAACAUGAAGAAAUCUCAAGAACAGAGCAAGGGGAAGAGAAAAGAGGAUACUUUGUCUGCUUCUCAGAGAAAACAGAGAGACUCUGAAAUUAUGCAACAAAAGCAGAAAGCAGCUAAUGAGAAGAAAUCUCUUCAGACAGGAGCAAAAUAAUCUGUGGCUACACAAAGGACCUAAUAAUGCUGCAGUGCAACUCAAAAUAUAGGGCCUAAAAAAAGACAUAUUUGUAAAAGUAGCCAGCCAUUAAAAGGUUUAAUGUUUAUCUUCUACUUGCUCACUUGUCCAGUAUGCAUUUAUUUAGAGCGUCUGGUUAGUAUAGUGCAGUUGCAGCUGACUUGGCUUUAAUUGAAUUACUAUAGUCUGUUCCCAUAAAAUUGGAUUCUAAGUUCUUAAUUCCCUUUGCAUGUCUAUUUAGUAAUGGUAGCAUUAGCUUGACUGCAGUUUUCAUUGUUAAAAUGUUUGCUCAGUAAAUGGCUUGUAUAACUGUACCAGUUCUCAAAUAUGCAGGUAGACUGGGAAACCUAUAUGGUAAAUUUUAACAAAAUUCAAAUAACUGCUUUAAAAGCCCAGUUCUCUGUACUUGCUUUCCACUUUGUAAAGGUCAGCUGUAAAGUUAAGCAUAAAUUAUUUUUACAAUAAAAUCUUGCAUGAA
Messenger RNA from Hemicordylus capensis (graceful crag lizard), 838 nucleotides. RefSeq names its product small EDRK-rich factor 1. NCBI's taxonomy places the organism in Eukaryota, Metazoa, Chordata, Lepidosauria, Squamata, Cordylidae. The transcript has 3 exons. The record is from RefSeq and is a predicted model, not a curated record. The coding region runs from base 151 to 339 and encodes 62 amino acids.